AUGGUAUCCGGACUGUCUGCGACGGGGCUCGCGGCCAGCGUGACCCCCUCUGUGCCGGCCAAUUUCAGCAUUUACAACAACGACUUCCUUUCCAUCCUUGGUUCUGCGCCCAAACUCGAGCUGCUUCUAGAAAAUAAUGACUUCCCCUUCGCCCACGAAGCGGCCGUCUACGUCCCCAGCUCCGAUGCCCUCUUUGUGAGCAGCAACAUGUUCCUUGACCCGGUAACCAACAAGACCACCAUCAAGAUCAGCAAAGUCAACGUCAGCGCGAACCCGGUCACGGCGGAAAUCAUCAAUAGCACUAUUCCCUUGCCCAACGGCGCGGUCAACAACGGCGACGGUAUCAUGUGGGCCGGCCAGGGCACCCUCAACGAAACGAGCGGCCUUUUCCAAAUGUCGGCUACCGCGCCGUACGAAUCAGAGCCUCUCGUCCGGGAUUAUUACGGCAGCCAGUUCAAUUCCCCCAAUGAUGUAGUGGUGUCGCGAGAUGGUUCGUAUUGGUUCACCGAUCCCAUCUAUGGAUCGGUGCAAGGCGUUCGCCCGGCGCCGGAGCUACCAAACCAGGUAUAUCGCUACGACCCGGCCACCAAGGCCGUGCAUGUUGUGGCCGAUGGGUUUGGACGGCCCAACGGGAUCUCCUUCUCGCCGGAUGAAAAGACCGUGUAUAUCACCGACACCGCCAAGGUCAUUGGCAAUGGAAGCACCGACUCUCUCCUACCGAGAACGAUUUAUGCAUUCGACGUGACUACUAUCCACGGCCAACCUUUCUUGACAAAUCGGCGUCUCUUUGCAAUGGCAAGCGAAGGUAUUCCCGACGGGAUCAAAAACGACCAGUACGGGAAUGUCUACGCGGGAUGUGGUGAUGGUGUCAGUGUCUGGUCCGCGGGCGGAGUCCUCCUCGGCAAGAUCUUGAUCAAGGGAGGAACUUCGAACUUUUCAUUCGGACGGGAUGGCCGCAUGUUUAUUCUCAAUGAGCAUAAAUUGUUCGUCGCACAGUUGAACAGCACGUUGCAGUCGACGUUGUUUUAG
Messenger RNA from Penicillium oxalicum, 1029 nucleotides. RefSeq names its product SMP-30/gluconolactonase/LRE family protein. The transcript has 2 exons. Lineage: Eukaryota; Fungi; Ascomycota; Eurotiomycetes; Eurotiales; Aspergillaceae. Bases 1 to 1029 code for a protein of 342 amino acids. The record is from RefSeq and is a predicted model, not a curated record.